Rubroshorea leprosula is the source of this 1036-nucleotide messenger RNA. The record is from the annotation of a GenBank genome assembly. NCBI's taxonomy places the organism in Eukaryota, Viridiplantae, Streptophyta, Magnoliopsida, Malvales, Dipterocarpaceae.
AGUAUCAAGGAAACUGGAAUAUUGCAGAAACCCUGAAAAAAAUAUGAAUACACUCAGAGAGGGGAUGGCAGAGCUAAACAAACUGAAAGAUAUUGUAGAGCAAAGAAAGCUGAAAAUAAAGCGUGGAAAAAUUAUCAAGGAAGAAGUGAAGCACUGGCUUUCACGUGUAAAUAUCAUCAAUGAAGGUCUGCAGGAUGUUGAAAAAUCGUGUUCAGCUGGUUCGCGUUGUCCUCUGGCAAAAGCUUCGCUCGGAAAAACUAUUCUUGGGAAAAUUGGUGAAGUUGAGAAACUAAUUCGUGAACAUGGAAGCUUCUCUGGUGAUAUUGUGAUUGAUGGACCUUCAACCUCAGGAGCAAAAAAGAAACUGAAACACGCGUUGGACAGGCUAAACAGGCUAAACAGUCAAAAAGAAAAAGUAGAAACACAGAAAAGCAGGCAUGAAAAUGCUGGAGAAGUGGUGAGGGAAGAAGUGAAUGACUGGCUUAUAGAGGUAAGAUCCAUCAAUAAAGUAUUUCAAAUUCUUAAAGGCGCUUCUCGUCGGGUUUCACGAUGCAACAAGCUCGAAGUUAAUGAAAUUGUUCUAAAGAAAAGUGACGCAGUUAAUAUUCUUCUUCAACGAGGAACCUUCCCUGACGGAUUGUGAUUGAUAACCGGAGGAAGCCAAAGAGAGAUAACAGGACUUGAGCCUUGUACGCUUGUGUUGGUUGGGAUCAAGGCGAGUUACAUGCUGCUUGACUAUUAAAUUGGUUUUGAGCCUUGUAUGCUUGUGUUGGAUCCUCUCAUAGUAGUAUGACAUUUGUUUCGCUUGAGUUUUUGGGAUCAAGGCGAGUUACAUGCUGGUUGACUAUUAAAUUGGUUUUGAGCUUUGUACCCUUGUGUGGGAUCCUCUCCUAGUAGUAUGACAUUUGUUUCGCUCAUAAUUUUGAGACGUGACAAAAAAGUUUGUCACGUGUUACAUUUAUAUGUCUUCUCUAAUUUACUUUUUCGGCAUUCUUUUUGUCACAUGUCACAUUUAUAAGUCUUCUUUAAUUUACUU